AUGUCUGAAGCCGUCUCUACGGCCGGCGUGAUGACUCGCGCCAAGGUGGCGGUGAUGGAGAAGAAGGCUGAGGUAGAGGAGCCGCCACCAAGCCAUGAUAGCAGCAAGACUGACCACAAGCAGGAGGGGAAGGAGGUACCCGAGACUAUUAUAGAAGCUGAAGUUGUGACUGAUGAGGAAGAUGGCCCUGCUAUUCCUAAAGUACCCGAUUCCGUAGAUUCUAAGGAGCAGGACUCGAAUGAGCCCCUAGUCGAUGGCCUCACACAGUACACCGGUUCCCAGCCCCAGGCUGCGGUUCUACCGCCUUCGGCACAGCCGUUGAUGGCUGACAUGCCCGUGGAUAAGCCGAGUCCGUCUGAUAUCAAGCGGAACCUCACACCAAGGGAGGCUCGUCAAUUGGUUGAGUUGCAGUACCAUGAGCAACUACGGCAGUACCAGCGGUGGCUCGUUGCUUUGGCUGAGGCUGCUAGAGAGAGGCGUCGGGCUGAGGAAGAACCACACUCCCAGCAAGAUGAUCAGACGAAGGAGGGCGGCCCGGUGUCCUCAUCGAGUUCCUCAGCAGAGGGGAGCGGCAAUGUGCCAGCAGAGGUUGAGGAGAAGGAAGCUAAGAAGCGGAGAGUCGAUGCAGAGAGUGGGAAGGCGUCAGUGCCGAAGUCCCGGGGAGUCGAGGAGGGUUAGACGAGCUCUGUGUACUUUGAAUGAGUUUGCACUAUACUAUGGUUCCAAUUUUGAUGCACAUCGUGCCUAGUGCUACAUAUGUAGCGUU
Molecule: messenger RNA, 766 nt
Organism: Perkinsus marinus ATCC 50983
Lineage: Eukaryota; Perkinsozoa; Perkinsida; Perkinsidae
Exons: 4
Coding region: 1-678 (225 amino acids)
Source: RefSeq, a predicted model, not a curated record